Messenger RNA from Solanum lycopersicum (tomato), 2100 nucleotides. NCBI's taxonomy places the organism in Eukaryota, Viridiplantae, Streptophyta, Magnoliopsida, Solanales, Solanaceae. The record is from RefSeq and is a predicted model, not a curated record.
AUGGCAGAUUCGGGGGAAAAACAUGUUGGAGAAUCGUCAACACGCCGAAAUGCAUCAAAAAGGAAAGGACAGGGUCAGAGGCACUCUGUGGAGGCUACUCAGAGACUUGAAGCAUUUUACGAGAUAUGUCGAUUUCCAGACGAGGACCAACGAAAUCAACUGGCUUUCGAAGUAGGGCUUGACCCUGAUCAGGUCAAGGGUUGGUUUCAAAAUAAAAGGACUCAAUCAAAGACAAAAGAUGAGAGAUCAGACAACAAGACUCUUCGAAACGAAAAUGAAACAUUGCGUUUAGAGAUUAUUGCAAUGAAAGAGGCAAUUAAAAAUAACAUGGGCUCACAAAGUGAUGGUCCAUCCAUUGGAGAAGAAGAGAGAGCAAGAAAUGUAGAAAAAAUGAAGAUAAACAUUCAAAAGUUGAGAGAGGAGCGUAAAAGAAUAUCAAAUAUCAUCUCAAGUUAUGAUGGGAAGUCUUUUGUGAUGGAUUCAAAUUCUACUCUUGAAUCUCUGGCUGAUAAAUCUUUGUUGAAGCAAACUAUAUGUGGCUCGUCCAUUGAACAUACUUCUUCGGGAAAUAAUAAUGACAUUUACAAUGCUCGAAUACGUAUGAACAAUAUCCCAAUAAUAUCAAAAUUAGAACAAGAAAAUUAUGGGUUUCAUCAUGAUGAUAGUAAUGGGGAGAAAUCAAUUAUUUUUGAGAUAGUUGUUCCUGCUAUCAAUGAAUUGCUUGGACUUGUGCAUGUGGAUAAACCACUUUGGAUAAAAUCAUCAGUCGAUGAAGGGUGGACUAUUCAUCGUGAGGGUUAUGAUACAACAUUUCCAAAUUCAAAUCGACCUUAUAAAUCAUCAACUGCUCGAAUUGAAUCAUCAAGGUAUUUUGGAGUUGUGCCAAUGACUGGAAUUGAUUUGAUCAACAAUUUUCGUAAUCCAAUCAAAUGGAUGAACAUGUUUCCUACUAUAGUCACAAAAGCUAAGAUUGUUGAUGUUCUUGAUUCUGGGAAUACAGAAGUCUCUAUACAAUUGAUGUAUGAAAAGAUGCAUAUUUUAUCUCCUCUAGUUGAAGCUAGAGAGUUUGUCUUCAUACGUUGUUGUAAACAACUUCAACCAACAACAUGGAUAAUGGUGGAUGUUUCUUAUGAUUUAUUCAAAGAGAUUCAAAUUUGUGCACCUUCUUAUGCUUGGAAGUUUCCUUCUGGUUGUUUAAUUCAAGAAAUAGGCGAUGGCAGAAGUGUGGUUGCAUGGAUUGAACAUGUUCAAAUAGAUGAAAAAUGUCAUGAGGUGAAUCAUCUCUUUAGACACUUGUUAUGUCGACGUCAUAUAUAUGGAGCUGAAAGAUGGAUUGCUACACUUGAAAGGACGUCUGAGAGAUAUAAUAAUGAAAUGUCUACAACAGGUUUCAAAGGAGAAGGCUUGAAAAAUGCGAUGAACAUAUCUCAAAGAAUGGUGAAGAGGUUUUGUGAAAUCCUAAGUAUGACAGAUAAAUUAGAUUUUUCAACUUCAUUACUUUUGAAUAACGAAGAUAGAGUUUCGAUAAGAAAAAAUAAAGAAACUACCCAAUCGAAAGGCUUCAUUGUUACUGCUGCUACUUCUCUGUGGGUUCCUCUUUCAUUUGAAACUAUUUUUGAUCUUCUCAACGAUAUCAACACAAGAUAUCAGUGGGAUGCUUUUUCUGGGGGAAAUUAUACCGCUGAAAUGGAUCGACUGUCUACGGGAACUUCUACAAAAAAUUGUAUUACAUUCAUUGAGCUUAAUACGACAAGGGAGAACAACAUGGUACUUCUUCAAGAGUCAGGCAUCGAUAAAAUGGGAGCUUUUUUAAUCUAUGGACUAAUAGAUUCAACAGCAUACAAGUCAUUUCUCAGUGGAGGUAAUGCGGAAGAAGUUUUUAUUUUGCCUUCAGGUAUCAUCAUAAGUCCUGAUGGCCGCCUCACCGACAAUAAUGAAAAUGUAAAAAAUGGAUCAAUCUUGACAGUGGCUUUUCAGAAGUUGAAUUUUGCAAAUAAUUCAAUCUCCCAAGACCAACAUGAGGAGGAAAUGGCUUAUAUUCAUAACCUUUUGAGCUAUACGGUUUUAAAAAUCAAAGCACUAUUGGGUUGCUCUGAUUAA